Drosophila subpulchrella is the source of this 1268-nucleotide messenger RNA. RefSeq lists its product as uncharacterized. Bases 96 to 1154 code for a protein of 352 amino acids. The transcript is spliced from 3 exons. Gene Ontology annotation, biological process: mitotic cell cycle; spindle organization; establishment of meiotic spindle localization. Gene Ontology annotation, cellular component: spindle pole. Gene Ontology annotation, molecular function: protein binding. The record is from RefSeq and is a predicted model, not a curated record. Lineage: Eukaryota; Metazoa; Arthropoda; Insecta; Diptera; Drosophilidae.
UGUUAGUACCCUUAUAUAUGAUAGGAACUCCACAUAGAGCACAACACCACAUCACAUAAAUACACUAAGUAAAACAUAAAUAAAAUAGCUUAGCUAUGUUCGUACAAUGUCCUUCCGCUUUUGGAGGAUCCAACAUCUAUUCAAUGGACGGCGAAUGGAGUAAGCGAAGCCAGAGUACGGAGUAUUCAAGCAAUGUGUGGGAUGAGUCGAUGGUCAGCACCGAGUCCUGUUAUGGGCCAUCCUGUCGCCUGAAGUUCGCCCUCCUGGAAUACAAACAGUUCAAGGCCGCCAGGAUGAUCCAGUGCCAUGUGAGGGGAUAUCUGACCAGAAAAUGCCUCGACCGGCAGGCCAAGGCGGCCACCACGAUCAGCAGAUGGUGGCGCGGCUUCUGGGUCCGCCGCUUCAAGUUCGCUAGCAUCCAGCAGCAUCUGCAGCAGCAGAUCAUGCAGUACCACCAUGACAUGGCCACCAAGAUCCAGGCCCUCUUCCGCGGCUGGAUGACGCGCCAGUACUUCCAGGACUUCCAGGGCAUGAAGUCGCUGCGAAUGCAGUACGCCGAGGAUAUGCUCAGCGCGCUCUACAGGAACUUAUACAAGAUGCGGAAGGAUCAUAUGCUGCCGGGCAUCUACGCGCUGCGAGAAACUGACUUGCUAACAAAGAUCGAGGACCUGUCUUGUACUUUUGGCUACCGCUUCCAUAACGGACGUGUCCGAGCGGCCAUUGCCAUGAAGCGAGCCUUCAUCAACGACAGGCGAGAAGAGUUCGUGAGGUCCCGUACCUAUUCCAAAGCACCUUAUCCGGGACCCUAUUCAGAGAACCUCCCCACCACUGAAUUCACCUUGCCCAAAAAGAUUGGCCCGCGAUUGCAGCGAACGAUCUUGGUGUACGACAAGUCCAUGAGGGAUAAGCACGUGGAAAAGGUUUACAUGAACUAUUCGACCAAACGUCGUAUCAGCAUGAAUGUCCUGCGUGAGAGUAAGCGCAAUCGUUUCUGCAAGGACUUCAUAAGGCGUAUCAUGGCCAAUAAGAAUAUGGCUCGCAAGCAACUUGAGCGCAAAAUGAUUCAGAUCUUUCUAGACGAUCUUCUAACGGCCGCCGAUGAAUACAAUUGCUUCUGCAAGCCCAGGUUCACAGUGGAUAGUUUGUGCCAAUAGGUUGUUUUAGCACUGGAUAGUUUGUUAUAAAACCGGGGAAGUGCUGGUACAACCUAUUGGAACAAUUAAUCUCUUAUUCAUUCCAUGUCUGACAAACUGUGAAUUUGUCGCAAA